Molecule: messenger RNA, 1254 nt
Organism: Cylindrotheca closterium
Lineage: Eukaryota; Bacillariophyta; Bacillariophyceae; Bacillariales; Bacillariaceae
Source: the annotation of a GenBank genome assembly
AUGCUAAUUCUUUCUCAAGUACUUGGCCUCUCUACCAAGCAAGUUGAUUACACUACGGCGUUCCUACAUGCGCCAAUCGAGGAAGAAGUCUAUGUCGCGAUGCCUCGAGGGUUCUCGGAACCCAACAAGGUAUUGAAACUCAAACGAUGUCUCUAUGGUUUAAAACAAAGCCCCAGAAAUUUCUUUCAAUUCCUGCAGUCUAAUUUGGAGGACAUUGGAUUCGAGCCUCAAACCGAAGUCGACCCAUGUCUUUUCAUCUCGAAAAACUGUAUCUGUCUGGUCUAUGUUGAUGACACUUUGUUCUUCUCACCUGAACAGAAGUAUAUCAAUGAAGCCAUCGCCAAGCUGAGAGAAAAAGGAAUGGAGCUCGAAGAAGAGGCGUCUGUUGCUGGUUUUCUGGGCGUACACAUCGAACGCAAUGAAGAAACCGGAGCUAUCACCUUGACUCAGAAAGGUCUGAUCAAGCGUAUUGUCGAUGCUCUUGGCGUCCAGAAGACCUCACCUACACCAGCUCACGUUGAUCCAUUGGCGAUCGAUGCGGAGGGAGAUCUACCUGAUGGUCUGUACAACUAUGCCUCAGUUGUUGGAAUGCUCCUGUAUUUGUCUGGACACAGUCGUCCAGAUAUUUGUUUUGCAGUUUCUCAAGUCGCACAAUUCAUACACGGGAAUCGACCCAGUCACAAAGUAGCGAUCGAACGAAUCGGACAGUAUUUGAAGGGCACGAUGGACAAAGGUUUGAUCCUGAAUCCAAGAGAAGACUUUGAUAUUGACUGCUACGUCGAUGCUGACUUCGCGGGUCUAUGGAACGUCGAGGAACAUACGAAUCCUGAGUCGGUACGAAGCAGAGCAGGAUAUGCAAUCUGUAUCUGUGGAUGUCCAAUCAUUUGGAAGAGUCAAUUGAUGCGACCUAUUGCAGCUUCUACUAUGGAAGCGGAGUAUAAUGCUCUCGCUUUAUCUAUGAGGGACGUGCUACCCUUGCAGGAACUAUUCAAGACGAUUGGCCACGCUGUUGGAAUCGGCAAGGAGUUCUGCACUCAAUUCAGCACAACUAUUCAUGAAGACAACCAAGGUGCCCAGAAGUUGGCAUGUAUGGAACCAGGCCAUCAUACUCCAAGGUCGAAGAGUUUUUGGGUCCGGUCCCAUUGGUUUUGGCAGUACUUGAAGCCGACACGCACUAAAGUGGUCUACAUCAAAACCAACCUACAGAAGGCUGAUAUCCUUACCAAAGGACUUACCAAGGACAAGUUUCUUUGA